AUAUUUUUACUCUUCAUAUGGCGCGAUCAAACGUUUGGUUUUACUUUACUGCGAAUUUAUUUGAAUGAAAGCUGUCUUAACAUGUUUUCGCCCUGUCUUCGAUUCACACAGAAGAUACUGCGCUAAUCCCGGCCAGGCCAUGAAGUACCUGAACGUGGCGGAGAAGAACGACGCCGCCAAAACAAUUGCCGGCUUGCUGUCCAAUGGCGCCGCGCGAAGGCGAGAAGGGUACUCGGUGUACAACAAGGUGUUCGACUUCGAGGCACCUGUGCGCGGUCAGAAUGCCAAAAUGGUUAUGACCUCUGUAUCCGGCCACCUGAUGCAGUUGGCAUUCCAGGUGUCGUACAAAAAUUGGAAAACGGUGGAUCCGCGCUCUUUAUUCGACGCGCCGGUGAAGAAGCGCGUGAGCUCAGAUUAUGAACCCAUCAAAAGGACCUUGGAGCGCGAGGUCCGCGGCUGCCAGGGAUUGAUUGUCUGGACGGAUUGCGAUCGCGAGGGCGAGAACAUUGGUUACGAGAUAAUUGACGUGUGUCGCGCUAUCAAACCGAAUAUUUCGGUUUAUCGUGCCACUUUCUCGGAGAUUACCUCUGUUGCGGUGCGUCGGGCUUUGCAGCAACUGGGUCAGCCGGACAAAAGGCAGAGCGAUGCAGUGGACGUGCGCACGGAACUGGAUUUGCGAACUGGUGCCGCCAUCACCCGAUUUCAGACAAUGCGCCUACAACGUCUGUUUCCGGAAAAGAUAGCGGAUAAGCUCAUCUCUUAUGGAAGUUGCCAAAUUCCCACUCUGGGAUUCGUCGCCGAGCGGUACAAGGAGAUUGAGGCCUUUGUAUCCGAGCCUUUUUGGAAGAUUAAGGUUCUGCACACAAUUGAUGAUCUAACGGUGGAGUUUAAUUGGGGCCGAAACCGACUAUUCGAUAAGGAAGCUUGUGAAAACUAUCUGCUCCUCUGCCUGGCCGAGCCGGAACCUAGGGCACUCGUGGAGAGCGUUACCGUUAAGCCCAAACACAAAUGGCGACCCACUCCGCUGGAUACAGUGGAAAUGGAAAAGCUUGGCUCAAGAAAACUCAAGCUAUCUGCCAAGGAGACGAUGACUGUAGCCGAAAAACUAUAUAGCAAGGGUUUCAUCAGCUAUCCCCGUACGGAAACCAACCAGUUCUCCAAGGAGUUCGCUCUAGCGCCACUAGUUGAAAUGCAAACGGGUCACCGCGACUGGGGAGCAUUUGCCCAACGGGUGAUUGAGUGGGGACCAAAUCCUCGAAACGGUAAUAAGUCAGAUCAGGCCCAUCCUCCCAUUCAUCCCACAAAGUUGGCAGAAAACCUGCAGGGAAACGAGGCGCGUGUGUACGAACUGGUCGUCCGGCACUUCCUCGCCUGCGUCAGUAAAGACGCCGUCGGCUCUGAAACCCUUGUCCACAUCGAUAUUGCCGGUGAGAAGUUCACGGCCAAUGGUCUGGUUAUUCACGAGCGAAACUACCUGGAUGUUUAUGUUUAUGAGAAGUGGAGUGCAAAGCAGAUCCAUCACUAUGAAAACGGGCAGCGUUUUGAGCCAACGGAAGUGUCACUCCACGAAGGGGCCACCACUGCCCCGCCCCUGCUGACUGAAGCGGAUCUGAUUGCACUUAUGGAAAAGCAUGGGAUUGGUACAGAUGCCACACACGCUGAGCACAUAAAUACGAUCAAGGAACGCGGCUACAUUGGGGUGCUGGACAAGGGCUUUUUGGUACCUGGAGUUAUAGGAAUGGGACUAUAUGAGGGAUACGAUGCCAUGGAACUGACUCUUGCAAAGCCAAAACUUCGUGCUGAGUUUGAAUCGGACCUGAAACUAAUUUGUCAGGGGCAGAAAGAUCCCAAGAUAGUCCUGACAGAACAGAUCGCCAAGUAUAAGCAGUCCUAUCAGCAGAUUACCGAAAAGAUUACCGCCAUGGACGCGAAGAUAUCGGCUCGCAUCAAUGAGACACCAACGGCGAAUUCUUCGGGUCAGGUAGGAGAGGAUGGAGGUGGUCCGAGUCAAGGCACUAUGCAAUCGAUCUUCCAGUGCCCAAAGUGCAAUGAGGCUCCUCUGGCGCUCAAGCCAAAGAAGAACCAGCAGGGCUGGUAUAUUGGCUGCAAUAAUUUUCCCGACUGCAAAAACGUAGUCUGGCUUCCGACAGAGUGCAAGGACGUUUCCGUGCUUAGCGAGUGCUGUCCCACCUGCGGAGAUGGAUACAGAAUGCUUAAGUUCCGUUUAAGCACGCCAUACUAUCGCGGGGUUUUCAAUACGCCCCACGGUUGGUACAAGACCUGCCUGCCCUGCGAUAAUCUAUUUCGCACCACGUUCAACAUUAAUUUGGAUUCGGUUAAGAAAGUGGGUGGCAUUGUAGGUGAGGUGCGAGGUGAAGGUUGGGGUCCAGGACCAGGACCUGGAGGAGGGGGCGGGGGCUAUGGCAGAGGAGGCGGCUCUGGCGGAGGAGGCGGCUCUGGCGGAGGAGGCGGCUCUGGCGGAGGAGGCGGCUCUGGAGGAUGGGGCAGCGGACCUGGUGGUGCUGGUUUGGGCGGUGGCGGCCAUACCUCGGUAUCUGAAAAUAGUCGCGGGAACCCUGCAACAGAAAGAGGAAAGAAACCUAACAGCGAAUCUAAAAAACCAGCUACUAAAAAACCUCCAAUCGAGCCAAAGCCAAAGACGAAAGAGCCAAAAACAACUGCCAAAAAAAAUGCAAGCAGCAAAUCGACUGGCAGCAUACGCAGCUACUUUACAAAUGCAGCGACUACGAAUUCUUCCAACAAUGGACUAGAUGAAUUUUUCGAUAGUAACGAUGGCUUUGAGGACGCCAUGUUGGCUGCUGCUGAAUCCGUGGAAUCGAGUACAAGCCAACCCAAAACAGUCAGUAUGGUCCCUCUGGAUGACGACAUAGCUGCCGCGUUUGCUGCAGAAGAUGAUGCUGAAUUUGAGGCGUUGGUCAACGGCGCAACCCUGCAGGCGAACUCUAAUCUGGACCUGGACAAAAGCCUUUCGGAAUGGGUAGAGGAGCAAAACAAAGCGGAGGAGAUGCCCAUGCUUUGGGGAACUCGGGAGCGAACGUCGUUCAGUACUACUGCUCCCACUCCUCCUCCGAAACCGGCAGCUAAACGACCGAGAUGGGACAGUGCAGAAUGCGAUACCACACCACCCUCUUCGGCUCCUGAACCAGGAACAGUGCUGUGUACCGGAUGUCAGCAGCCAGCUUGCAAGAACACGGUUCGUAAGAAUGGACCCAACCUAGGCAGGCAGUUCUACAAGUGUCCCAAAGCGGAUGAAUGUAACUUCUUUCAGUGGGCGGAUGAGCCCUCGUCGUCCGCCAAAAGCAAGAAUUCCUCUGGCAAUGCCCAACAAAGUACCACCUCCUGGGGAUCCAAUCGAGUGGUUACACUGCCUAGCAUUCAGCAUAGCAACUCACAGCGUGGCCAAUUAUCUACACGAUCAAACUCGAGUAGUACUGUCACUAUUACUCAAACGAAAAAUAAACAGCAGGAGAGGAAUACCACGACUGCAGUCGACGGAGAGGAGGUUAAAUGCAACUGUGGGCAGUUGGCUAGCAAGCUGACGGUCCGAAAAGACGGACCAAACCAGGGUAGACCCUUUUAUGCCUGCCCUACGCGGGAAAAGUCAUGCGGUUUCUUUAAAUGGGGAGAUGAGGACCAAAACCAGAGUGUUACCAGCACGUCUUGGGGGUCGACUAUUCGGAAUCCUCCUGGAGGCAGUCAUCCCACAGCUUCUACGUCUGAUGGUCCUAAGACGCGUCGAUGUGGUCUUUGUCGCAAGGAGGGACACGUAAGAACCAAGUGUCCACGCAAGAAUGACUUUGAUAUGUAGUAUAAGAAAUUACCGCAGAAAGGAUAAGGGAAGAUGUAUUCGUAUGUACAUUGUAUGAAGUAAAAAUAAAAAAAAUUGUUGCUUUUGAA
This is a messenger RNA of Drosophila yakuba, 3918 nucleotides long. RefSeq names its product DNA topoisomerase 3-alpha (gene Top3alpha). The coding region runs from base 65 to 3829 and encodes 1254 amino acids. Gene Ontology annotation, molecular function: DNA topoisomerase type I (single strand cut, ATP-independent) activity; zinc ion binding; DNA binding. The transcript is spliced from 4 exons. Gene Ontology annotation, biological process: DNA topological change. The record is from RefSeq and is a predicted model, not a curated record. Gene Ontology annotation, cellular component: nucleus; chromosome. NCBI's taxonomy places the organism in Eukaryota, Metazoa, Arthropoda, Insecta, Diptera, Drosophilidae.